Molecule: messenger RNA, 1351 nt
Organism: Sardina pilchardus (European sardine)
Lineage: Eukaryota; Metazoa; Chordata; Actinopteri; Clupeiformes; Clupeidae
Exons: 7
Coding region: 164-1351 (395 amino acids)
Biological process (GO): regulation of transcription by RNA polymerase II
Cellular component (GO): nucleus
Molecular function (GO): DNA-binding transcription factor activity, RNA polymerase II-specific; RNA polymerase II cis-regulatory region sequence-specific DNA binding
Source: RefSeq, a predicted model, not a curated record
GGAGAGAAUGGUUGUUCCUACUGUAACUUCUUUGGAAUGUCUGACUUGCUAUUAGUUGGUGGUUGCAGUAAACCUAACAUUAUCUUACAUACGAUUUGUAACCUUCUUCGGAUCCACGCAUUACUGUCGCUAAUGAGAGCGUUUCCUGCACCAAACAGUCAGAAUGGACGAAGAGUUGGACUGCAAACCAGUUGCAACCAUUGCAACGCCCACUUGUAAGAUUGAACCGGGCCCUUUCGAACCGUUGGAGGCCAAACCUAACAUUAAUGAUUCAGAAAUCGAACAUUUGGGAAUUAAAGUGGAAGUAGUCAAAGUAGAAAACCUAAAAGAAGAAGAAGAAGAGGAGGAGGAGGAGGAUGUGGACAACACAGCGGAUUGCGCGCACACAGUCAAAAAGCGCUUUAGCCGCGAGGAGGAGUCCGUACUGUGGCGGGAGGUGCUCGCCCACUGGGACCAGCUCUUCGGCCAGCGGAGCCGCCUGCUCCCCAGGGUGGGCCGGGGUUCCGUCUGGAGCCAGGUGGCCGCCGCCGUGCAGUCGGCGUCCGGGGUGGCGCGGGACGGGGAAGAGGUCCGCAGGAAGUGGUGCUACUUCAAGAACCAGCUGAGAGCCAAGCUGGCGGUCAUUAGCGCGUCGGGCGAGGAAGAGGACGAGCCCGGCGCAGGCCUCAGCGAGAUGGAGGCAGAGGUGGCCUCUAAGAUGAAGGGGACGACCACUGGGAGAGACGCAGGACACGAGGCAGAGGGAUUGCCACAAGACAUUGACAAAACAUGCCAGGCCUACCACAAGCGCUUCAGCAAGGACGAAGAGGAGAUUUUAUACAAGGAGGUCCUCCGCCACUGGGCGGAGCUGUUCGGCGAGCGCCACCACAGCCUCCUGCCUCGCGGCGGCCGCGCCGCCGUCUGGAACCGCAUCGCCGCCAAGAUGAACAGCAGCUCCGGGUCGCUCGUGGCCCGCGACGGGGAGGACGUGCGAAAGAAGUGGUGCCACCUCAAGAAGCAGAAGCUCCACGCGGCGGACGACGUCGUUGCGCAGUCGGGGGGUCUGGAGCCCGCAGGAGAGGUGGACGGGGAGGACCUCAGUCUGCUGAAGCAGAGGAUCGUGUCCAGGAUGAAGCAGGACGCCGCCGAGGGCAAGACGGGGACGAGGGCCACCUCCAGCCGACGUUUCUCCAAAGAGGAGGAGGACCUUCUCUACACCGAGAUCCUCAACCACUGGGAGGCGCUGUUCGGCGAGCGCAACCAGCUCCUGCCGCGCGGCAGCAGCAUCCCGGUGUGGACUCUGGUCACAGCCAAGCUCAACGCCGCCACCGCUACCGCCGCUACCGCCGCUACCGCUAGCCGAACCAGCUGA